AUGGGUGAGCCACAGCAGAAGACCGUUACAGAGUCCCCAGGUAAAUCCCCAGCAAGGCCUUCGCCGCCGCCAACGCCCGGCCGGCUGCCGGUAUCGCUUGUCCAACCAUCCCAAAAGAAGAAACACAGAACCAAAGUACUGAGACUAUUUCGCAACGUAUUCCGAUCGUUCCCCAUCAUAACGCCAGUAUGCAAGACGGGGCACCUCCCGCUCGGCAUACCGGACGGCCAUCGCAGCACUUCCGGCACCCGGGUCACCGUCACCAUGUUCGGUUACCGGAAAGGACGCGUAAGCCUGUCCAUGCAAGAAAACCCGAGGUGUCUGCCCACGUUGGUGGUCGAGCUUGCCAUGCAGACGAAUGUGCUGCAGAAGGAGAUGAGCUCCGGGAUGGUCAGAAUCGCUCUUGAGUGCGAGAAGAGACCGGAAAAGGACAAGACGAGGUUGUUGGAGGAGGUUUUGUGGACGAUGUAUUGCAAUGGGAAAAAGACCGGGUAUGGGUUGAAGAGGGAGGCUACAGAUGAGGAUUUGAAUGUGAUGGAACUCCUCAGGCCGGUUUCAAUGGGUGCCGGCGUUCUCCCAGGGAGCUCUGGGGUUGAUGGGCCGGACGGUGAGUUAGCCUACAUACGGGCCCAUUUCGAACGGGUCGUCGGCUCGAGAGACUCCGAGACACUGUACAUGUUGAGCCCGGAAGGGAACACUGGGCCUGAGCUCAGUAUUUUCUUCGUAAGGAUUUGAUGAAAAUUCAAUUCACAACAAUUAUUUCUUCGGAUUUUUAGUAAUUUGAGCAGGUAUAUGAUUUACUUGGCCGAGUCUUGUAUUGUGGAUGCCAAUCUGAUCGUUAUACAUGUGAAUUAGGGCAC
This is a messenger RNA of Corylus avellana, 860 nucleotides long. Its product is annotated as MIZU-KUSSEI-like protein (Protein of unknown function, DUF617). NCBI's taxonomy places the organism in Eukaryota, Viridiplantae, Streptophyta, Magnoliopsida, Fagales, Betulaceae. Gene Ontology annotation, biological process: hydrotropism. The record is from RefSeq and is a predicted model, not a curated record.